CGAAAUUGACACUCCCACAGCCCGUGAAUCCCAGCAGACGUCCAACUCCCCAUCACCCGCAGGCCAUCCAAAGCCAUCCAUCCCGUGCAUCGUGCCAUCUAUCCAUCCAUCCUCUCCAGCACCUCCCCAAUAGCCAUAUCCACUGAGAAACUGACACGAUGAAGCUCGUCAGAUUUCUCAUGAAAUGUAACAACGAGACGGUUACGAUCGAGCUCAAAAAUGGCACCAUAGUACAUGGCACAAUCACCGGCGUGGACAUGCAAAUGAAUACGCAUCUGAAGACAGUCAAAAUGACUGUCCGGAACAAGGACCCUGUAAAUCUCGAGACACUCUCCAUCCGUGGUAACAACAUACGUUAUUUCAUUUUGCCCGACUCUUUGCCACUUGAUACCCUGUUGGUUGAUGACUCGCCAAAGAGCAAAGGGAAGAAGAAAGAUGGAAAAGCACCAAUGGGUCGGGGGCGAGGACGAGGAAGGGGGCGUGGUCGGGGCCGUGGACGAGGACGAGGAGGUUAAUUGGAAUGACUGCGAUGGGGCGGGAUUGCAAAAAUGCCGUGCAGUAUUACCCUGGCGGAACACUUGGCAUCUUUUGGAUUCGUUGUGGGGUUCAAGGCCUUUGGGCUCGCUCAAGUGUUGCGCUAUGGGACUUUUUGCUGAUGUGUGUGUAAAUUGUCUCUAUUUGAUGUGGAAUAUAUUGUAGAUAAUUGUUAUUGCAGGUUGGAAGUGUCGCCCUGAGACCAUUGGACUAGGAAGAGAGAUUCCAAUCUGAUAUUCGCGCAAGAUGCUAAUGGUAAACUAAACCGUGCGAAUUUCAAUACACAUCAAUACAAAUUCACCCUCUCCGCGC
Messenger RNA from Spizellomyces punctatus DAOM BR117, 846 nucleotides. RefSeq names its product small nuclear ribonucleoprotein Sm D1. The transcript has 3 exons. The coding region runs from base 159 to 515 and encodes 118 amino acids. Gene Ontology annotation, biological process: spliceosomal snRNP assembly; RNA processing. Gene Ontology annotation, cellular component: U5 snRNP; U12-type spliceosomal complex; U2 snRNP. Gene Ontology annotation, molecular function: RNA binding. Lineage: Eukaryota; Fungi; Chytridiomycota; Chytridiomycetes; Spizellomycetales; Spizellomycetaceae. The record is from RefSeq and is a predicted model, not a curated record.